AAUGUAUGUUCCAGCAUUGAAAACUUUGAUUUCUAAGACAAAUCAACAAAUCAAAGCUUUUAUCUAAAAGUCUCAAUUACCUGGAAUCAGCCGUAUAAUCCUUUCUGCCAUCGAGAUCCUAAUCAUCCAACUUGUGGGGUGUUCGGGUUAGAAUGCAUCAGAUCAUUGGAUCAGCAUAUUGGCCCACCCACCAGACAAUUAACUCUUAAUGAUGUCAAACAUAAAGCUCUGUAGAGAACCUGCACCACCAAAAGAGAGAUGAUAGCAUUACUGUGUAAUCCACCUAGAAUCAGUAAUGAUUCUCUUUUAGUUUGUUCUUGUUAGAAAAAAGAGAGCAAAAGAAAAAGACAGGACUCCUGUAAUUCAAAUGUGAAAGACGAAAGGCAAUGAGAAAUGAACCACAAAAAAUAUUUAGUUCAGGAAAACAAUACAGACAUGGGUCAGUGCUGGGCCAUUGGGGCAAAAAAAAAAACUCCUCCAUAAUGUUCUGAAUUUUAUAUUUGGAAGAUUCAAGAAUUUCCAAAAUUCUGACAUUUUCCAACAGUUGCUUCUUUUCAUGACUUGGCAGCAUCGCCACUUCUUAAAGGAUGGUCUUCCCUUCCUCCCCUCUUCACAGAGCUCAGCUCCCCAUAAGCUACUCCAGAGAGAGAGAGUGUGAGAGAGAGAUAUCAGAAAUGGCCAUAGACUUUCAUUUAUGUGAUGAUGCAGAUGAAGACUACAUAGACAUGGAAGUCAGUUCAUACUCCAACUUCCUCUGUCACUCCAUUAGCUCUCCUCCACACCCCAGAGAGUUUGAGUUCCACAUGUCAUCAAGCUCUCUUGAGAGAGAAAUCACAACUUCCCCAGCUGAUGAGCUCUUCUACAAAGGGAAGCUCCUUCCUCUUCACCUUCCUCCACGCUUGCAAAUGGUGGAAACACUCCUCCAGAACUCCAACUCUGCUUUCCAUGACAACACUGAUACCUUCAGAGACUUCUAUAGCACUCCAUUAACCACCACUGCCACCACACCGACUACAACCAGUACCCCAUUCGAAUCCUGCAAUAUCUCACCUUCAGAAUCUUGCCGGGUUAGUGGAGAACUCAAUCCAGAUGAGUAUUUCUUGGAGUACUCAACUGAUAUGAGCAGUUUCAUCAGUGACAACCCAAAAAAGUCCUGGAUGAAAAAGUUUAAGCUCAUCAAGCAGUCCUCAUUUGGUCUGAAGUUGAAGGCUUCCCGGGCUUAUCUCAAGUCCUUGUUUGGUAAACCCGGCUGCUCAGAUGAGUCCUGUGUGGCACCUGCAAGGACGGUAGAUGAAGCUUCAGGUUCAAAAGCCAAGGAGUCCUUAAGUAAGUACAUGAAGGCAAAGAAAAACCCAUUUGGACUUCAGAAGGACAGUUACCAGAUGUCAACUAGUGACACAAGGAGCUCUAACAAAGAAAAGAUCAAUGAGGAUGGGGGUCACCAUAGAAGGUCAUUCUCAGGAGCUUUCAAACGGCAUUUAAUAACCAAGUCUUCAUCUUCUUUAUCUUCAUCUGGAUCUUCUUCGUCCUCAUGCUCAAGUAAUGCAAAUGGGUCUCAUGAGUUCCAGUUUCUCAAGAGAAGUAGCAGCGCAAACUCAGAGUUUGAGUGCUCAAUUCAGGGAGCAAUCGCUCAUUGCAAACAGUCUCAGCAGCUGUUCCUAUCAAGAAAGACUGUUAGUGAAGUUGGGUUUUGCACAUUGUCAGCUUCCAGGAUUGCAGUUUGUGAUGACCAAGAAAGACCAGUUCUUUGCCGAGGCUGAAGAGAAGAGAGACGGAGAGAGAGAGGACAACAAGGACAAAGUACGAAGUUUGAUUGGUAUAUUGUGUUCCUUUUUUAUCCUUUCAAAAUUUUGAUGAUUAGCAUGCUCUGAUUCAGUACAAGAUCAGAACUAUGCAUGGCUCUCCUGUACUGAUAGACCUGUUCAUCAUAUGAAAAUUUCAUGAAAAUGCAGAAUAAAA
Messenger RNA from Vitis riparia (riverbank grape), 1959 nucleotides. Its product is annotated as probable membrane-associated kinase regulator 4. Gene Ontology annotation, molecular function: kinase inhibitor activity. Bases 588 to 1760 code for a protein of 390 amino acids. The record is from RefSeq and is a predicted model, not a curated record. The transcript has a single exon. NCBI's taxonomy places the organism in Eukaryota, Viridiplantae, Streptophyta, Magnoliopsida, Vitales, Vitaceae. Gene Ontology annotation, cellular component: plasma membrane.